AUGAUGGCCCCUCCUCCCCCCUCGGUGGUGAUAGAUGCUCGUGCCAUAAGUGGGAUCACCGGCUCCAUAUCUAUUGCCUGUUGGAUCAUAGUGUUUGCUCCCCAAAUAUAUGAGAACUUCAUAAGAAAAAGCGCCCAGGGCUUGUCCAUGACCUUUGUCGUUCUUUGGUUGCUUGGUGACAUCUUCAAUGUUAUAGGUGCAGUAAUGCAAGGUGUACUACCAACCAUGAUUAUACUGGCUAUUUAUUAUACUCUUGCGGAUAUUGUGUUGCUUGCGCAAUGCCUCGUGUAUUCAAAAGGGUUAUCAGCCUUGAAAGCAUCACAGGGAGUUGACCCCAUUCAUCUUUCUCCAGCUACUCCUCUAAAUGAGCAUGAUAACCUCUUGGAAAGUGUCUUAAGCAGUGACCGUGAUUAUUUUGGCUCCAACGAUGAUAUGGACACUGACACCACGGGACUAGGCUCAGACGCUGAUUUAGAAAGCUUCUUAGAUACUGAUGGUAUCAGCGGAAACGUUAGCAAAAUGAGUUCCAUUUAUUACAAUACAUUAAUGGUAUUCUUGGUUGUACUUGCUGGUGUCCUUGGCUGGUGGAUAUCUGAUUCCAGAAACGAUGAUACCGGUGAUGACCCAGAGUUGGUCUUUGACACAGUUGCACAGAUUUUUGGAUGGUUGUGUGCUUUCUUAUACCUGGGAUCCAGAGUGCCCCAAAUCCUACUGAACUACGAGAGAAAAUCAUGUGAUGGUAUUUCAUUUUUAUUCUUUCUUUUUGCAUGUUUGGGAAACCUGACAUAUGUAGUUUCCAUUUUAUCCAUUGACACCUCAUACAACUAUUUACUAGUCAACUCUUCAUGGUUGGCAGGAUCAUUGGGAACAUUAUUUUUAGACUUUACCAUUUUCGUCCAGUUUUUCAUCUAUAACGAGUCAAAGGAUGAAUGCUCAUCCUCAGAUGAUGAAUAUGAUAAUGAACUUUACGAUUCGGGUAAUUAG
Messenger RNA from Komagataella phaffii GS115, 984 nucleotides. RefSeq lists its product as uncharacterized. Lineage: Eukaryota; Fungi; Ascomycota; Pichiomycetes; Pichiales; Pichiaceae. Bases 1 to 984 code for a protein of 327 amino acids. Gene Ontology annotation, biological process: basic amino acid transmembrane export from vacuole. The transcript has a single exon. Gene Ontology annotation, cellular component: fungal-type vacuole membrane. The record is from RefSeq and is a predicted model, not a curated record.